GAAACUGGAGUCACCCACAAGCGGUGUAUGUGUGUGCGCGUGUGGGUCAGUACGUGCGUGUGCGUGUGUUAACCACACGAUAAUACAUCGUCCUACAAAAAAAACUGUUGGUUUCUCGAGUGAGACAAUGCACCCGGUCAGAGUAUCGAUCCCGUCGUUUCGUUUGGAAAACAACUCGGUGGAGAAAGGAUUCACGGUCUUCAGAAUUGACGUGCUGGUGAAUGGCCGACAGCACGCCGUAGAGAAACGCUACAGUGAAUUCCACGCUUUGCAUAAAAUGUUAAAGAAGAGCAUAAAGCCGCCCGAGAUGCCUUCCAAACAUGUUAGAAACUGGGUUCCCAAAGUGGUGGAGCAGAGGAGGCACGGCCUGGAGCUCUACCUGCAGUCUAUAAUUAUGGAAAAUGGAGUUCUUCCAAAGAUAUUCCUGGAUUUCCUCAAUAUCCGCCAUUUUCCCUCAGUGCCAAAAACAGAAAGCUGUGGGUCGUUUGAUACAGAAUCGGAAGAAUCACGUAAACUUUCACACCAGCCAGUCCUGCUGUUUCUGAGAGACCCCUACCUGCUGCCAACCGCUCACGAUGCAUUUUCAAAUGUUGUGAUUGAAGGUGUGGUACAUGGAGUUUUCUACCCAGAUCUUCAACCAAGGUAGAGCUGCAGCGCCGAAUCUGAGGGCACGUGGCUACAAACGGAUGCUUCAUGUUUCCACACGGUUGAUGUGGGCAUCACAAACGCACUGAUUUACAUUUUACCAAGCAUAAAACAAAAAUCCAUUCAUUUUGGUUCUUUUAUUUUGAUAAAUGACUGGCACCAGCAACACAAGUUGUUAAAAUAAGCAAUAUUGGCCCAUAUUUGAUUUAAUUUGUAUCCUCAGAAAAGGAUUUCAGCAACUUUUUAUGAAACUUUGAUACAUUAACGGUGGCAGUGAGGUGUUGGAUUCAAAAUAGUUACCUAAAGGCUAAAAUCUCCUUCUUGAGUAUAGCUAAUAAUUCUCAACAAAGUAAUGAGGGAAAUAAUAAUGAUACACAAUCAAUGGGAACUAGAGGGAAAAGGAAGUAGGUAGACAUCUGAGAGCUGUUAGUUUGAACUUUUGGCAUUUACUUACUAAGGGUGAACCAGAAAGAAAACCCUGAUGCCAGCUGGAGUCGAGGUUACUUUACUAAACACAGAGGAGGCCGCUGUAAAGACAGGGCUGGAGUGUGGAGCUAGAUCAUGGCCCCUCCCUCUGUAGCACCAGCACUGUGUCCGCCUGGGACGGAGCGGGGAACAAUUUAGAGUGUGUUUGUGCAUUCUGCGGGGGGGCGGCAGCUAUGUGCCACAAGUACGGGUGGAAAUGAAUUUGAGCUGUGAAGUGGACUUCACUUCUUGGGCAGAAGUUGUUUGUGAAGGAGCGGCAUAGUGAGCGGCUCCAAACUGAGCCGCUCACUAUCAAAAACCCAACAGGUGGCACGACCUGAGAGGCAGAAAUGAGUUCUAAAGAUUGAAAUGUGUCUCUGCUCCCUCUUGGUCAACAACAGGCUUAAUACAACUUUUCCCCACAUAUACAGGGGUACUCAGCAAGACCUGUAUUCAGACUUUGGUGUGGAAAAAAAGAGGGGUUCCCCUGUGAUGGAGGGUUAGGGCAAGCGUUGGGGUGCUUCUUUGUUUAUUAUUCAUCGCUCAUUCCUUCUUUCACUUUCACUUCAGAAAAAUGCUCAACAAAAGAUGCAGUCAAAAGAAGAGUCAUGAGGUGCUGGUUUGUUGAUGUCUAAUAAGAAUAAGUCUUCUGCUUAAGGCCAGCAUGUAACACAACGGUCCAGGUGUGUUUUUCCACUUUUGGUGAAAAGGGAUGUAAAGUGUGUUUUUUGUUUUACAGAGGAUUUUUAAAAUGAUAGACAGUGAUUUAACAUACUAAAAACCAGUAAAACACUGUGCAAUACGACAUUGAAAUGCAGAUUGUCUUUAUAUUGUUCAUUGUGAAGUACUAAUAUUUCCUUAUGCAAACACUUGAAAUGACUUUUAGAGUUUGUCAAACAAUAUGGUGCACGUGACUAUUUGGGCAGUAAUGGAUGACACCAGAGUAAUGUGACUGGACCCCCAGUCGUGGCCACUAAAUAUUCACACUGAUUCAAUUGAAAUCAAUUAACCGCAACUAAACAGAUCACGAUUUUAUGUUUAACAUAAAUCCUUCCCAAGGGAUCCAUUGCAUAGAUUUAUAGUAUUUAUAUUUUGCAGCAUUGUACUGAUUGUGCUCUGAUCAUGUGAAAAUUCUAAUUUAUGUGCCAUAAUGUCAAUCUACAGUUAACACUGGAAUUUAACUGUAGCACUUUAAUAUGGGCGACAUUUUAAAUACUGACACCAAUAAAAAUCCUUAUUGCCAUAA
Molecule: messenger RNA, 2356 nt
Organism: Pungitius pungitius (ninespine stickleback)
Lineage: Eukaryota; Metazoa; Chordata; Actinopteri; Perciformes; Gasterosteidae
Gene: snx24
Product: sorting nexin 24
Exons: 7
Coding region: 128-646 (172 amino acids)
Molecular function (GO): phosphatidylinositol phosphate binding
Source: RefSeq, a predicted model, not a curated record